CCUCUCUCUCAUCUCCCCCGCCCCCGACUUCCCACGCGCGCGCCUUUCCCUUCUUUCCCCCGCGCCCGCGCCUUCCGUUCUUUCCCCCGCGCCCGCGCUUUCUCUUCCUCUCUCUCUCUCUCUUUCUGACGAAUCCACCUUCUACGCGCUGUCUAUCGCUCUCUCGAAGGCCCCCACCUGCUCGUCCUCCGCUAACUGUGAGGGCUACUUUCGCUCACAGUGAGCAAUAAUGGACGAUCUCCUUCGGGUUGGGGGCUCCUUUAAUUCUGUGACAUUUCUGCCAGUGGUGACGGUCUGGUGCUUUUGAUUGUUGUUGCUACGCCCGCGUAAUCUUUAAAAGGGUUGUUUGGGAAAAAUGUUAAACCAUGGGGCGUUCUUGAAAAUUUUGCUUUUAGUAUGGGACGAAUUUGAAGAAAGGAGGGUUCUAUCUUGCCGACCACCUCUUCUUUUCAAACUAAAACCGGGAGAGUGCGGGAGCGGGAGAAAGCGGAAGGACAGGAGAGAGAGAGGGAGAGAGAGAGAGAUGUGAAGGUGAAGGGAAGAGACGAGGGAGGAAAAGAGCAGACGAGGGAUUGAGAGAUAGAGUAGAGAUAGAAUAGAAGGAGAGGGACGGUAGUGGAGAGCUUUCUCCUCACUCCCUAGAGCAGGGGGUGACAGUUGAAUUAUUAAGAGCAUUGCUUCAGCAAGAGCAUUGAGUAUAGAAAGAGAUGAACCCAGCUAGGGAUAAUGAAGAAGAUGGAGAUGUCUUUAUCAAUGAGGAUGACAUUAUACAUGCAGAAACACUUGAUGAUGAAGAUCUUCCUGAUGCCAAUGAUGGGGUGGACUCCGAUGCUGAAGGAAGUAACAUAGAUGAAGCUGAUGACUCUCUUCAUGUAUUCGUUGGUCAUUCUGGUGAACUGUAUUCUCUUGCAUGCAGCCCACUUGAUCCUCUAUUAGUGGUGACUGGAGGUGGAGAUGACAAGGGAUUUGUUUGGAAGAUUGGUCAGCUGGAAUGUUUGGAACUUGCAGGACACAAAGAUUCAGUUUCUUCUUUGUCUUUCAGUGCUGAUGGUCAGUUGAUUGCUUCUGGAAGCUUUGAUGGGACUGUUCAAAUCUGGGAUGCAGCUUCUGGGGCCCUGAAGUGUGCUCUUAGUGGUCCUGGUGGAAGCAUCGAGUGGAUCCAGUGGCACCCAAAGGGACACAUAAUCUUGGCAGGCUCUGAUGACUGCACUGCUUGGAUGUGGAACGCUGAUAAAAAUGUUUGUCUCAAUGUAUUCACUGGUCAUGGUGAUUCUGUUACCUGUGGGGAAUUUACACCUGAUGGUAAAACCAUUUGCACGGGCUCUGAUGAUGCAUCAUUGAGGAUAUGGAAUCCAAAGUCUGGUGAAACAGUCCAUGUGGUUAGAGGUCAUCCAUAUCAUACAGAGGGAUUGACAUGCUUGAAGAUUAGCUCAGACUCCGCUGUUGCAGUAACUGGUUCAAAGGAUGGGUCUGUUCAUUUGGUUAAUAUUGUUACUGGCAAGGUCAUCAGUUCUCUUGUUUCUCACACGGGUUCUAUCGAAUGCAUUGGACUUUCACAGGGUUUCCGCUGGGCGGCAUCUGGAAGCAUGGACCAAAAGCUUAUUAUUUGGGAUAUGCAACAUUCGUUGGCACGUUGUACCUGUGAUCAUGAGGAGGGAGUGACUUGCCUGUUGUGGCUAGGGUCAUCAUCCCAGUACGUUGCUACUGGCUGUGUAGAUGGGAAAGUUAGGGUUUGGGACAGCCUAUCUGGGAAUUGCUUGAGAACCUUUUCUGGGCAUUCUGAUUCAAUCCAGUCUUUGGGAGUCUCAGCCGAUGGGCAAUAUCUUGUCUCAGUUUCACUGGAUACAACUGCCAGAGUUUUUGAAAUUGCUGAGUUUUGUUAAAGGAAUGCAUGGUAACUUAGUGCUUGUAUGGUUCAGGCGAAAUUGUGUCGUUCUCCUGUAUGAUUGUCUAUUCAGUAAAUUUCUGGUGAUCUCUCUUAAGCAAUUAAUUUAAUCAAAUAGUUUACAAUUGUCAA
Molecule: messenger RNA, 2017 nt
Organism: Nymphaea colorata (pocket water lily)
Lineage: Eukaryota; Viridiplantae; Streptophyta; Magnoliopsida; Nymphaeales; Nymphaeaceae
Exons: 13
Coding region: 708-1883 (391 amino acids)
Molecular function (GO): protein binding
Source: RefSeq, a predicted model, not a curated record